GGUUGGCCCAAGUCCAUAGUAUCUAGAGAGGUUUAAGAAGGGUCUUCGGUCGGUCGAAGUGAAAUCUCGACACUCAGCUUCUAGGGUUUUCUACUUCUCUCUUUUCGAAUUCUCUCGUCCAGAAAGAAAGAAACCAAAAGACAAAGCAAAGAAGAUGAGCCGACAUCCUGAGGUGAAAUGGGCCCAGAGGGAGGACAAGGUAUAUCUCACAGUGCUAUUGCCAGAUGCUAAAAAUGCAAAGGUUAACCUUGACCCAGAAGGUAUUUUUACGUUCUCUGCAUCAGCUGGAGUUGAAGACCAUGUUUAUGAGCUGAAGCUUGAGCUUUUUGACAAGGUUAAUGUAGAGGAAAGCAAAAUAAACAUUGGUGUGCGAAAUAUAUUCUGCGUGUUGGAGAAGGUCGAGAAGAAGUGGUGGAAUAAAUUAUUACGUGGAGAUGGAAAAACACCUCACUACGUCAAAGUAGAUUGGGAUAAGUGGGCAGACGAAGAUGAUGAUGCUGCUCCUGCUGACUUAGAUUUGGGUGGAAUGGAUUUCUCGAAAUUUGGUGACAUGGGUGGCAUGGGCGGCAUGGGCGGCCUCGGUGGAAUGGGUGACAUGGGUGGCCUUGGUGGCCUUGGUGGCAUGGGAGGCCUUGGUGGAAUGGAUAUGAGUGGCAUGAAUUUUGAUGGUAUGGGCGAUGAUGAUGAUAGUGAGGAUGAAGGACAAGAGGUAACAAAGCCUGAUGAGAAAGCUGAGAAGGCUCCAGAAGGGAAGACUGAAGAAGCUGCUGCCAGCUCCUGAGGAUUUUCAUCUAGGGUUUUUCUUAAGUAAAGGAUGUUUGAUGGAUGGAUGUAUGCUUAGGAUGCUUGUCUCAACAACAAUUGAAGGUCUUGAAUCCAGAUGUUGAUGUGACUAUCAUUGUCAUUUAAUUCCUUCAGUUUGGGCAGGAAACUGUAAUUCUAUUAUCUAUUAUCUAAGAUGCGAAGAGUGUUGUAACUUUAGCAUCUUUAUGGACGGAAAACGGCAAAGGGGAAACACAAAAUUGCAUGUAAUUUUUGUCUGGGAACUUGGGUUGACAUGAUCGAUUGAAUGUUUUAGGUACCGUGAUCUGAAACAUAUUGAUCUUUUAACUUAUAAAUUUUCCCAGCUAUUUUGGAAAUGGGGACACCUGCUGGCUGAAACCUCCCGUUUAUUGUUUUCGGAAGAGAGGUCUUAAAUACAAACUACGGCAAUAUUAAAGAAAGAUCUGUUUGCAUUUUGUGCGCAUGAAAGACUGAUUUCUUCUGUAAUACUACAAAGGACAAACAACAGAAAUUCUCAAAAACAAUCACCUCUCAAACUUUUCAAAUUUUGAAGUGUUGUCAAUUUGGGUUUUUUUUCUUUUGCCACUGUUUCCAUUUAGGCUCCCCUCUCCACUCAUUUCUUUGGUACGUGCGUCUCUUUUCCUUAAUUUGAGUCUUUUGUUCUGCUUUCAUUGUGCUUGGAUAUGUUGUUUCUCUCCCUGAUUGAUCGAUGAAUGGGA
Messenger RNA from Oldenlandia corymbosa var. corymbosa, 1502 nucleotides. The record is from the annotation of a GenBank genome assembly. NCBI's taxonomy places the organism in Eukaryota, Viridiplantae, Streptophyta, Magnoliopsida, Gentianales, Rubiaceae.